Messenger RNA from Leopardus geoffroyi (Geoffroy's cat), 4425 nucleotides. RefSeq names its product ZXD family zinc finger C (gene ZXDC). Lineage: Eukaryota; Metazoa; Chordata; Mammalia; Carnivora; Felidae. The record is from RefSeq and is a predicted model, not a curated record. The coding region runs from base 66 to 2804 and encodes 912 amino acids. Gene Ontology annotation, molecular function: transcription coregulator activity. The transcript has 11 exons. Gene Ontology annotation, biological process: regulation of transcription by RNA polymerase II. Gene Ontology annotation, cellular component: nucleus.
CGGCUGGGCGGGGCGGACCGCGCUUCUUCCGAGGCGGCGGCUGCGACGCCGCGGCUGGGCCCAAGAUGGACCUCCCGAGGCUGCUCGCUGCCCCGACCGCGCGCGGAGCCCAACAUGGCGGCGGCGUCGGCGGUCCCGGCCGGCUCCGCCGAGGCCCGGGGCCGCCGCCCAGCCCUGGCCCCGCGCGCCGCCGUCUGCUGCUUCUGCGGGGCCCUGAAGAUGGCGGGCCGGGGCCGCUGUGCGGGGAGGCCCGGGCGGCGUCGGAGGGCCCGGGGCCGAGUCCCCCGCCCCCCGAGGAUGGCAGCGACUCCUUCGUGGUGCUGCUGGAAGUGGCGCGCGGCGCCGCGGCCGAGGCGCCCGGGCGGCGGGAGGUCGGGCCCAGCGCGGGCGCGAGCCCGGCCGGCCGUCCCCAGCAGGGCCCCAGCGGCGCGGCCGCCGCCCCCGGGCCCGGAGCGGGCCUCGCGGGCACCGUCACCAUCAACAGCCAGGACCUGCUGGUGCGUUUCGAUCACGGCGUCUUCACGCUGGCUGCCGCGCCUCCGCCGUCCGACCAGCCGCCCCGGGGCCCGCCUGCGCCUCCGGGGGAGGAGGCCGCGAGCCCGGCGGAGGGCCGCCGCGGUCCCCCGGGCCCCGGCUCCGGCGCCCCCGGCUACCGCUGCCCGGAGCCGCAGUGCGCGCUCUCCUUCGCCAAGAAGCACCAGCUCAAGGUGCACCUGCUCACGCAUGGCAGCAGCCAGGGCCGGCGGCCCUUCAAGUGCCCCCUGGACGGCUGCGGCUGGGCCUUUACCACCUCUUACAAGCUCAAGCGGCACCUGCAGUCGCACGACAAGCUGCGGCCCUUCGGCUGCCCCGUGAGCGGCUGCGGCAAGAAGUUCACCACAGUGUACAACCUCAAGGCGCACAUGAAGGGCCACGAGCAGGAGAACUUGUUCAAGUGCGAGGUGUGCUCCGAACGCUUCCCCACGCACGCCAAACUCAGCUCCCACCAGCGCAGCCACUUCGAGCCCGAGCGGCCCUACAAGUGUGACUUUCCCGGCUGUGAGAAGACAUUCAUCACAGUGAGUGCUCUGUUUUCCCAUAACCGAGCCCACUUCAGGGAACAAGAACUCUUUUCUUGCUCCUUUCCUGGAUGCAGCAAACAAUAUGACAAAGCCUGUCGCCUGAAAAUUCACCUGAGAAGUCAUACAGGCGAAAGACCUUUUAUUUGCGACUCUGACAGUUGCGGCUGGACCUUCACCAGCAUGUCUAAACUCCUACGGCACAAAAGGAAACACGAUGACGAUCGGAGGUUUACCUGUCCUGUGGAAGGCUGUGGGAAGUCCUUCACGAGAGCAGAGCACCUGAAAGGCCAUAGCAUCACCCACCUGGGCACAAAGCCGUUCGAGUGUCCUGUGGAAGGGUGCUGUGCCAGGUUCUCUGCUCGUAGCAGCCUCUACAUUCACUCCAAGAAACACCUGCAGGACGUGGGUGCUCCGAAAAGCCGUUGCCCGGUCUCCAGCUGUAACAGACUCUUCACCUCCAAGCACAGCAUGAAGGCUCAUGUGGUCCGACAGCACAGCCAGCACCCAGGUCUGCUCGGUUCACUUCCCUCCCAGAGUGCUGCACAGAUGUAUCUCUUCCCUCAGCUUGGAGCUCCGAGUUCUCUUACACACAACAGUGAACUCGGCAGCCCAGGCCAAAGUGAGCUCAACAACAUAGACCUGGCGGCCCUCUUCUCUGAUGCACCUGGGGACGGUGGGAGUGCCGCGGGGGCCUCAGAUGAGGCGCUGAACUCUGGAAUCUUGACUAUUGACGUUACUUCGGUGAGCUCCUCUCUUGGAGGGACCCUCCCUGCUAAUAAUAGUUCCUUGGGGUCCAUGGACCCGCUGGUGUUGGUGGCCCACAGUGACAUUCCUCCAAGCCUGGACGGCCCUCUCGUUCUUGGGACAGCAGCCACAGUUCUUCAGCAGAGCAGCUUCAGUAUGGAUGAUGUGCAGACUGUAAGUGCAGGAGCCUUAGGCUGUCUGGUAGCGGUGCCUGUGAAGAACUUGAGUCAGGACCCACAGGCUUUGACCUCAGGAGGUAAUUUAGCAGACAACACCACCACAUUGACCUCUCCGAGCCCCCCACCAGGAAGCACCAGUGGCCCGGAGCUGCUGGCUCCAAUCAAAGUGGAACCGGACUCGCCUCCUGGCCCCGACACCGUCAGGCAGCAGGAACGGAGCCGAGGGGCGCCCCGGUCGGCGUUCUGCAGCCCUGCCGACAAGCACAGUCCUCAGACAGACACGGGGCUCAGUGCGGGGACCGGCAGCUUCUAUUUGCUGUGUGACGUUGGGCUGCCUCGAUUCUCUGAGCACAGAUGGUGUGUGGUGAAUGGGUUACAGGAAAGUGGGGGCUCAGCAAGAACUGAUUCCCGAGCCAUUCAACUAGCCAAGAAAAAAAAGCAGAAAGGAGCUGGGAGCAUCGCAGGAGCCUCGGGGUCUGCUCAGAGGAAGAUGAAAGGUGGCAAAGUCAGUCCUCACUUGCACGCCAGCCAGACCGGUUGGUUGUGUGGGAACCUUGUGGUACCCGGUGGAGGUCUGCCAGGACCCGCUCCAGCAGCCGGGAUGCCGUGUGUUCAGGUCCAGUUAUUGCAGGACGACCCCUCAGGUGAAGCCGUCUCACCAUUGGUUCUCAGCCCGCAGCCUUCCGCCUUCCACCCCCUGUUGGCUGUCGAUUUGCCCGUCUAUGUCCUCCAGGAGGUGCUUCCUGCAGCUGGAGGGGACGCCGAGCCUGAGGAUGUGCAGUGUGCAGGGAGCACCAUCAAUCUGCAGGACCUACAGUGACAGCAGCCCUCUGCCUGGGGACCCGAGGGUGAUGCCUCCGGUCCGUGUCCCCCAGGACUCCCCCAUUACGUGCUCUUGCAGGCCUGAGUGAGCCCCCACGUGGUUUCUGCUCAGGAGGCUAGCCGAGUGCUUUGGAGACUUUUGGGCACAUUUCUCAAAAAUAUCUUCCUUACAUUUUAUCAGGAACCGGUUUGGGGCUGUAUUAGCUGAAAUUGCCUUAUCUGAGCAAAGUGCUUUGUGAGGCAAGGAUUGCCUUCAGGGGCAAAAGCACAUGCCUUUUCUGUACUUGGCUGUGCACGGACAGCCUUUGUCCAAUUUGAUCUAAACUGUGGAGCACCUGCUGCAUUAAGAAAACAGACUUCUGCAGGCAGUCGGGUGGGGUACAGAUUCCCUAGUCAAGUACGACUGUAUCCGUAGUAAAUCUAAGUGGGGUCUUUCAGCUUCUGUGUUUUAGCAUUUGGCCUGAGACAGACCUAGAAACCGUUUUCCCUUUCUCAGCUAACAGGCUGUUUCCCACCCCCUUGGGUGUUUGUAGUUGGGUUGGUUUUGUCACCCUCUGGGGCAGAAGCGGCCCUGUUGUCCCAGCGAAGCCAAAUUCAGAUCCACGUUUUGGCAGGACCAGGCGGGUGGCUGGCAUGAGAAGAAAAUGAUGGGGGUGAAGUGGAGCACCUGGGGUCCUGUUCGUGAGGCUUCUGCAUAGAGCAGAUUUGAAGCUCCCGAUUUGGGAAUGUUAGAGUUAAAACUUCAAAGGUUAUUUUUCCGAACUCUGGAUUUGGCUAUUAAUGUUUAACGAUAAUUCGUCCGCAGCUUCUAAAGUCAUGUCCUGAGUCCUACACGUGACAUGUAGGACAGGGACAGUGGCGUGUUUGUUUGUUGCUGAGGCCGCACAUGUGCAUCUACUGUCUCACCGUACAUUUCUACAGAGUACGGUCUGUCUGGCCAGAGAAGGCGAGCUGAUAACCUUGCACAUAUUUAUUUGUUUGUUAGCGGGACUGGACACAGGGUCACUCAGAAAUGCUGGUUUUCUGCCUUGUGCCUUUGGAAGUGCAUGUUUGUUCAGAUGCUGUUUGGGUUGUUGGACUUGGAAUUGUCCAAACUCUGUUUUGUGUUUCUUCAUUACUUGAGUUUCUGGACUUGGGCUUUUGAGAAUCACCCCAGCAUUUGAUUGUGAGUCCUCUCUCUGUCCUGCUCUGAGGUGCUGUCUGUCCAGGCUGCUGCUCCCUCCAAAGGAACUUGGGCCCCAUUUAUGAAUGGUCUUUACCCACAGAACUCUGUGCUGCGGCACAGACUAAAGUUUUGUGUCCAUCUGGCACCUUGGCCUCCAGGUCGCCCAGAAGUCCCUUCUCUCUACGAGGAGCCAGCCCGCCUGCCAGGGUGGCCUUGGGGGCAAAGUGGCCUAUUGAUCACACUGUGCUGUCCUUCUGAUGGGAGGAGGGGGCGGGCCACAGGAAUGUUAUCUCAGGGGUGUGUCGCUGGGCCUUUCCCCGGAACGUCCCCCUGUGAAUGUCCACCACUGUGAAGUGAUUGGUACUGGCCGUCAGUUUUCUGGGCACUAGGUUCCCUGGUGGCAACGGGCCCAAUUUCUAGUACAAAUGAAUAAAAGUUUUUGUAUAAUCACGCA